This is a messenger RNA of Dermacentor silvarum, 1049 nucleotides long. RefSeq lists its product as uncharacterized. The transcript is spliced from 9 exons. The record is from RefSeq and is a predicted model, not a curated record. NCBI's taxonomy places the organism in Eukaryota, Metazoa, Arthropoda, Arachnida, Ixodida, Ixodidae. Bases 131 to 838 code for a protein of 235 amino acids.
AGCCGAGUGCGGGCCAGUGUGCAGACGACAAGCGCAGCAGACGGCCGUACUACAGCCACUACAGCCUAGUUUGAUAAACCUGUGAGGCGUUGCGGAGCUUCCGAGUAGGAUUCGGCAUUAAAUCCCCGUUAUGUCUAACGACAGAAGGGAGAACUCCGGUGCUGCCAGGUCAUCGCGUGUCGUCAGUCUCCUGGAAAGUGCUGAAGCGGAGCGUGCGGUCGUGGAACAGUAUUUGCGGUCGCUGGAAACGCACUGCUCAGAGAAUCUGAGAAAUGAAAUCUUGAGCGUGGCAAAUGAACUUGCUGCUCUGAAAACACGACACAUCAGUGCUUUAGAUGAACUUGACGCAUUGAAGGCUGCGACUGACACCCUCCAGACUCAAUGUGAACAGUUCGUGAAAGCAAAUGAAGGAGUUUCUACGAGGAUUACGGAACUUUCAACAAAAAUUCGUCAGGAAAGGGCUUCAAGACUUGAGAAAUUAACCAGUUUUGAGCAGUAUAUCAAUGGAACUUGUAACGCGUUGGAAAAAAUUGUGUGGACUCCAGAGACGCAUGAAAAGCUGGCAGAAACCCUGAGGAUUCAAAUGCCUGAGCUAGAGCAGCAUUGUGCAUACUUGGAUUCACGUCUAGAGAGCAAGAGGGCUGAGCUGGACCAGUUGCAAGGACAGAGCACUAACAACUGCUCGGCAGAAGAUGCCACAUUUGGACCUGAGGAGCAGCAAGCAAUCCUACAAAUCUUCAGAGAAGAGGUCAGCAAAUAUGAGACUACGCGUAGGCGUCUUGCACUGCAGAAGCACGAUUUGAAGGAAGAGAUUGAUCGUCUUUCACGUAGGGAGUAGUUAGCUCACCAGAAAUCACCAUGCCCAACAUGCCAAAGAGCCUGUGAUAACAGCCACGAAUCACACAUACCUGGUGUACCUUAAUUUAUAUUCAUAUACAUGACCUUGCUGAACUAUUUUACUUUCUAUAGAUUGAUGUAGCACUCAACUGUUGUUUUACUGUGAGUCAUGGCAAAUUAACAUGAUGAAUGAAAUAAAACAUUCCAGCAAA